Messenger RNA from Colossoma macropomum (tambaqui), 725 nucleotides. RefSeq lists its product as uncharacterized. Lineage: Eukaryota; Metazoa; Chordata; Actinopteri; Characiformes; Serrasalmidae. The record is from RefSeq and is a predicted model, not a curated record. The transcript has 10 exons. The coding region runs from base 1 to 687 and encodes 228 amino acids.
AUGUGGCGACUGUGGAGAGGACACCGGUCGAGGUGGCGAGUCCCGGACCAGCAGCGGAGAGUCGAUGCUGCGACCCAGACGGACGCUGGCGACCACAGACUCUUCCACACAAUCUGUGUGACCGACGGAGUGGAUCAUCAUCGGGACAUCUAUUCAUCCAUCCCAGAGAUCUGGCAGGAACUGCUAUUUAUUCCACCAACUUUGUGUGGACCGUUGGCGAGAAUUCGGGAGUUCUGCCAGGAAUUGGACCAGACUGACAAGAACUUUGCCUACACCUAUGAGAAUUGGUGUUCUGAUGGCUUGAAGCUGGUGGAGAUAAAGCUCCAACACAAGUCCCUCUGCAAUGGGCUGGAGAGUGAGCACUGGUGGGUGCUCAACAACAACUUUUAUAACGUGUCCACACAAGAGCUUCCUCCCCAGUAUUUUGCAUGUGCCAGUGCUGUGGCCUGCAUCAAGCGCGUCGGAGCAUCCAUCAGUGAGGUGAAGGUGUACCUGCGCACUGAAUCGUCACACACAUCAGUGCAGAACGUUUCGCUGCAAACCAGAGUGAGCAGGACGAACAAGUGUGUGUUCAUUGACUCGGAUGGCCAUUUCUGGUCUCAUGAGUCCAGUAACACACACAUUCUGGAGACACCGGCACCUUCUGUUUGUCCUGCCAGACCAAGAGGACCACCUCCAGGCUUUUAAUCAGCUUUUUUUAUCAAACAUGUUUAUUUCUAUUAUAC